UAUAAUAAAUUUGCAUUUUUUGUUGUUGUUACAGGGACAAAGAAGAUGGAAUACAAAACUCGCCAGUGGCACGAGAAAUGCUUCAGCUGUGUAGUCUGCAAGACCCCGAUUGGCACGAAGAGCUUUAUCCCUCGCGAACAGGAGAUCUUUUGCGCCGGCUGCUAUGAAGAGAAAUUCGCAACUCGAUGUGUCAAGUGCACCAAGAUCAUCACAAGUGGAGGUGUGACAUACAAGAACGAGCCAUGGCAUAGGGAGUGUUUCGUGUGCACCCAUUGCAGCACCUCUUUAGCCGGACAACGGUUCACCUCCCGUGACGACAAGCCCUACUGUGCCGACU
This is a messenger RNA of Bemisia tabaci, 337 nucleotides long. The record is from RefSeq and is a predicted model, not a curated record. NCBI's taxonomy places the organism in Eukaryota, Metazoa, Arthropoda, Insecta, Hemiptera, Aleyrodidae.